Molecule: messenger RNA, 6101 nt
Organism: Phyllostomus hastatus (greater spear-nosed bat)
Lineage: Eukaryota; Metazoa; Chordata; Mammalia; Chiroptera; Phyllostomidae
Gene: NPTXR
Product: neuronal pentraxin receptor
Exons: 9
Coding region: 1-2265 (754 amino acids)
Source: RefSeq, a predicted model, not a curated record
AUGAGCCAGCGCAUCCAGGAGACAUCCCUGCAGAGCCCGGUGAAGGAGCCCAGCACUCGCUCCUCGGCAGGUGCCUUGGCAGCACCGGAGGUGGUGGCUGUGAAAGGGUUGAAGUUCAAGCUGGAUAUGGGCAAGAAGAGGCGUCUUCUCGAUCUCCGUGUCCAGACCACCCCUCUGGCUUCCAGCCCGGGCAGCGCAGGGCUGCCGGUGCCCCUGGUGCGGACCGAGGAAGGGAGGCUCGCAGAGCCCUCCAAGUCGGCUCUCCUGCCUCCAGCGCAGCAUCUGCGGGUCCUGCGGGCCGUCAGGCAGCCGCCUCUUCGGGAGGAGCUGGAGAAACGCCGUUCCUUAGGCUCCCUCGUCAAGAACGUGGCCUUGGAAGGGAGGCAGGCCGGCGUGCGGCCCGGGCUCAGGGCCGACCUGGGUGCGGCCCUGGCCAGCGACUCCACGAGCCGCACCCCCUCUUCUCCAUCCCGGGAUGCAGGGCGAAAGCCCACAGCCGGCUCGGCGCCCUCCCAGCCCUGGGAGCCCACCCUGACGAGGAAAUACCUCGUGGAAAGUGGGAACUGGAGCUGGACUGUGAAGGGUGCCUUCCGCUCCUCGCGACGCCCGGGCUCACAACGGUGGCAGCAGCGGCCGCGGCAACAUCUCCAGCUCCUGCUCCCGCUCUUCCCGCUCCGGCCCGCUCCGCCCCGCGCUCCCGGGCCCCGCGCCCCGACUCCGCCGCUGCGCCUGCCGGGGGCCUCGGGAGCCCCCGCCGCCCGCCUCACGCUGAAGUUCCUGGCGGUGCUGCUGGCCGCGGGCAUGCUGGCGUUCCUCGGUGCCGUCAUCUGCAUCAUCGCCAGCGUGCCCCUGGCGGCCAGCCGGGCGCGGGCGCUGCCCGGAGGCGCCGACAACGCCUCGGCCGCCUCAGGUGCUGCCGCCGCGUCCCCGGGCCCGCAGCGCAGCCUGAGCGCACUGCACGGCGCGGGCAGCUCGGCCGGGCCCCCAGCGCUGCCCGGGGCGCCUGCGGCCAGCGCGCACCCGCUGCCGCCCGUGCCCCUCUUCAGCCGCUUCCUGUGCACGCCGCUGGCCGCCGCCUGCCCGUCGGGGGGCGAGCAGGGGGACGCGGCGCUGGGCGAGCGCGAGGAACUGCUGCUCCUGCAGAGCACGGCCGACCAGCUGCGCCAGACGGCGCUGCAGCAGGAGGCGCGCAUCCGCGCGGACCAGGACACCAUCCGCGAGCUCACCGGCAAGCUGGGCCGCUGCGAGAGCGGCCUGCCGCGCGGCCUCCAGGACGCCGGGCCCCGGCGCGACACCAUGGCCGACGGGCCCUGGGAGUCGCCCGCGCUCAUCGUGGAGCUGGAGGACGCCGUGCGUGCCCUCCGGGACCGCAUCGACCGCAUCGAGCAGGAGCUCCCAGCCCGAGUGAACUUCUCAGCCGCCCCCGCCCCGGCGCCCACGGUGCCCACCGCCCUGCACUCCAAGAUGGAUGAACUGGAGGGGCAGCUGCUGGCCAAGGUGCUGGCCCUGGAGAAGGAGCGCGUGGCCCUCAGUCACAGCAACCACCGUCAGCGGCAGGAGGUGGAGAAGGAGCUGGACGCCCUGCAUGACCGCGUCGCUGAACUGGAGCACGGGUCCUCGGCCUAUAGCCCCCCUGACGCCUUCAAGAUCAGCAUCCCCAUUCGCAACAACUACAUGUACGCCCGCGUGCGGAAGGCGCUGCCCGAGCUCUACGCCUUCACCGUCUGCGUGUGGCUGCGGUCCAGGUCGGGUGGCACUGGCCAGGGGACCCCCUUCUCCUACUCGGUGCCGGGGCAGGCCAAUGAGAUUGUGCUGCUGGAGGCGGGCCACGACCCCAUGGAGCUGCUGAUCAAUGACAAGGUGGCCCAGCUGCCCCUGAGCCUGAAGGACAAUGGCUGGCACCACAUCUGCAUCGCCUGGACCACGCGGGACGGCCUGUGGUCCGCCUACCAGGACGGGGAGCUGCGGGGCUCCGGUGAGAACCUGGCUGCCUGGCACCCCAUCAAGCCUCAUGGGAUCCUUAUUCUGGGCCAAGAGCAGGAUACCCUGGGAGGCCGGUUUGAUGCCACUCAGGCCUUUGUGGGUGACAUUGCCCAGUUUAACCUGUGGGACCACGCCCUGACACCCGCCCAGGUCCUGGGCAUUGCCAACUGCACUGCGCCACUGCUGGGCAAUGUCCUACCCUGGGGAGACAAGCUGGUGGAGGCUUUUGGGGGUGCAACAAAGGCCGCCUUCGAUGUCUGCAAGGGGAGGGCCAAGGCAUGAGGGGCCACCUCCUCCAGGGCCCCUCCCUUGACUGCCAAUCUGGGGACCUUCCAGGAGGCGGGGCACCUUCCCCCUCAGCCUACCCACACACUGGCCUCCCCUCUCGCUCCACUCCUGGCCACGCCUCUCAUCUCCCAACCCCCCUAACCCACAGCUCCAGAACACCCUGCCCCUGCAAUGGCUGUCCUCUGACCCCGCCUGGAUGGGGACAGGCAGCUCAAGUCAACAGGCCAAGCCUGGGCUGAAGAGCAGUGCCCGUGGUUCUGCCCACCGUCCUGGCAUUACUCCCCAGCCAUCUCCUACCCCCGCCACGCCCCACCAACCACAUCUGAUUCUGCCAAUGCCAACAGCAUCCCCGUGGGGCUGCAUAUGAGGGAGCACCCACUAUCUCAGUGGCAGGGAGGCCAUCAACCCCCUGCCCCCCAUGCACCUUCCUCUUCGGGGCCACAGCAGGCUGCAGAGCAGUCCCUCCGGCAGAGAAGGGGAUGGCGGGGAUAUAGGAGACCCAGACGCGUCCCUCCUCCAUCUUCCCACCAGCUGACAGUCAAGGGUAGUGGGAUCUUGAUGGACCCUCCCCCCCACAGCCCCCACCCCCCCACCUCUCUCUUCCUCCUCUUUCCUCGUUUCUCUGUGUGCAGUGGGUGGAGUGCUGGUUCCCUGCCCGUCCCAACCCCACCUCAGUUUCCAGGACAUUUCCUCCCGAGCUCUGGCCUGGAGGCUUAAGGACCAGGACCCCACCCACAGCUGUGUCCACUGCUGGCAUGGUCAUUUCUCCCGCUUUGUGGCCAGGACAGAACCUGGGCCACUUCAGCCUGAGCUGGAAGCAGCAUGAGGCAGAGGCUCUGCGCCCCAGGGGACCCCCACCACCUGCCCCUCGGCAUGGCCCUGCAGCGUCUGAGGAAGGAAGGAGGAAGUGGAGUGAGCAGGGAGAAGCAUGGAGUGGCGCGCAGAGUGCUGCAUGCGAAGGAGCAGCCCUGGUCCUAGCCAGCUCUGCUGUGUGGCCUUCUCCAAGUCCCUGCCCUCUCUGGGCUAGCCUUCCCCCUUUGUGAGAAAACGUGAGAUAGCCUGUGAUUCCAGGUGGGUCGGGUGGGGCAAGCCUGAUGACUUCCCUGGUGACCAAAGGGCAGGCAUUGCAGGGGCAGGUCCUGGGACUGGGCAGCAUGUGGGAUCUGCUGAGGGUCAGAGGAGAGGGUCAGAGGAGAGGGCCAAGAGCAAGGCAGACCAACCUCAGGUGCAGAUUAUAAAAAGCAGCUCUUCUGGAUACCCCCCAGCCUGGCACUGUUGCCUGAGCAUGUCUCUACGGGCCAGUGGCUUCCCGUCCCCUCCCCUGAGUCCUCACCAGCUUCCCCAAGAGGACAGAAGAAUGUCAGAGCUGACAAAGUCACGCAGUCUGAUCCCUCCUUGUGCAGAUAGGGAAGAGCUCAGAGAGGGCAAGCCAUUUGCACAGGAUCGCCCAGCACCAUGAGCAGAGCAGGACUAGGACCCAACUCUCUGACUCCCUCUUCAAUGCCCUUCCCCGCACCGCACCCCGUACUGCCUGCCCACGAGGGUCUGAGUGUGGCCCACCCCUGGCGGGUGGGCUUUUGAGAGAUCAGAAUGCUUUCCAAAAUGACCACUGGAACAUCUUCCUUUAUGAAACACAUCUUGGCAUCCCCCACCCCCUGGGAGGCAUGAUCCCGGGCACCCUGGCAGGAAUGGAGAGCUGAGAACACAGGGGCCCCUUCGCUGGCAGCCACCGACCUGGUCUGGGCAGCUGCAAGCUCCCUGACUCAGUGGGUGCAGGUGCAUUUUGUCCCACUUUGUUCCCUGCCUCCGCGCCCCACUGCCACCUAGCCUGAGGCCUGUGUAAGAGCUGGGGCAGCUGAAGCUUUUCUGAGGCUGUGGCCUCCAGCCCCCUGGGUCCUUGCUUCCCUUUCAAGAGCACAAGCAGACCUGUCGGCACCUGGGGCCCAACUCCCCUCAGAAGGACGUAGUGGAAGGAGCCAUGGCGCCACAGCCGAGAGAUCUCAGUUGCCCUGGUAACAGCCAAUGACAUCAGCCCUCGUGCUGGGUCAAGUGUCUGGUGGUGACAUCCGCUGUUGCUGGGGUGAUGGCGGUAUUUGGAACUUAGAUUCCAGGGACGCUGGAUGCUGGGUUUUGUUGGGUCUCUCUUUUUGUUUUUAAGGAAGCAGCUGUUGUGGAGGACGUGGGGGCGAGAAAGGGUCUUAGGAUAGAGGCGGCAGGGCGUGCACGACCGCUUCAGCCCACCCAGAGAACGCCCCGCGUCCUUUAUGCUCUGUCAGGGUCUCAAUGAGACACCCGAUGCGCCCGGUCAGCCCCCCGGAGGGAACAGGAGGGAACCGGAGGUGUCGUGCGGGCUCUGAGUCUGGGCCUGGAGGCCCGUUUCUACCCCAGAAAACUGAAAGCUCCACAGGCCCCGCCCCUUCACACAUGGCCGCGGGGCUGCUGUCUGGGCUGCAGCUUCGCUCUUCGGCUGCUCCCAGGCGCAGCGGAGGAGGCGGGGGAAGAGGAUCGAGAAGUGGGGCUCGAUGGCGCCCCCCGCCGCUCCCACACGGCGCUGCCGGCGCCGUGUCUGUUCCGUCCUCUGUACGGGUCGGGUCGGGCGCUGUGCCGAGCGCCCCCCGCCGGCACCCUCUCGUGCGUCCGUCCUUCCUCCCAGGGCGGGGACUGCUCUCAGCCCCAUCACACACGCGCGGACGCGGGAGCCCGGAGAGGUUCGGUAACUUGCCCGUUGCCCAUCAGCCAGCCCAGCGCUCAAACCACACGCAGGUUACUUCGAGAGCCCACCCUCGGCCCCAGGGGACAGCCACUCCCACGCUCUGGAGUGGGGUUCGGGCGUCCUUGCUCCUGGUGGGUUUGGGCCUGAAGGGAUGUGCCUGACCCUCUUCGCCGCCCCUCGGAGUUCGAGGCGGAGGAACGGAGGCCCGGCUUGGGCCGGCCCCAGGGCCAGGGUCCCGUGGGGGAGGCUGUGGCGGGGGGGUGCUCAGUCCCUUCAGGGAGCACGUCCUUCUACAGUGGGCCCCCGUCCACUGGCGGGAGAUUCCAGCAGAGCUGCAAGGUGAACCGUCCCCCGAGAGCCCCACGCAGGGGAGGGGACGGGAGAGGAGGGGACGUUCCUCCGCCUCCAGCCUCGGGCCAGGCCCCGCCCCAGGUGCUCCACAGCUCUCACCUGCCAGAUUCCCCCGCCUCUGCCUCUGGGGCCAGCGCGCUGGGGCCCUGGCCAACCCCCCGCGGGGCCGGGUCGCCUUGCCACACUUGUGCGUGACCUCGGUCCACAGACUCGGACAGAAGGACUCUUAGAGGGGGUCGGGGCCCUCAUUUCACACGUGAGGACAGCGGGGCCCACGGAGGGUGAGCGGCCCUGGGGGCCACCCAGCCGGGGCACCGGGAGACCUGAACCCAGCUUUCUGGCACUACAUGAAGUGCUCUCUCCACAACACGGUGGCCCCCCUCUCUCCAGCACUGGUCCCCCCUUUUCCGUUUCCCUGAACCCUUGCUCUGAACAAACUGGGGAAGGGGCCCCCUCCCAGAGAUGGGAUCAUUUUCGUUACCUCCUUUGUCCCAGCUGCCAGCUACCCUGAGCCCUCCCUCCCCCAUGACCCCUGACCUCUGACCCUGCUGCGUGGAGAAGAGGCGCACGUGGGCGGGCCCAGGCUGAGCCCUGAGCGAGCAUGCUGAGCUGUCGGACACUGUGAAAUUAGUGCACCCGCCUGGUGACCCGCCCCUCCCGUCCUCCUGGCCCAGUUUUGUACAUAAAGUGACGUGAGAUGCAGUGUGUGUGCGUGUGUGUGUGAUACAUCAUGGGUUUUUGUUACUUUUAUGUUUUUGUAAAUUUU